Messenger RNA from Cordyceps militaris CM01, 294 nucleotides. RefSeq lists its product as uncharacterized. The transcript has 2 exons. Bases 1 to 294 code for a protein of 97 amino acids. NCBI's taxonomy places the organism in Eukaryota, Fungi, Ascomycota, Sordariomycetes, Hypocreales, Cordycipitaceae. The record is from RefSeq and is a predicted model, not a curated record.
AUGCGCUUCAUCGUCCUGCUAGGAAUGGCCGUCGGUCUGGCCUCGGCCGCGGCCAUGACGCCGAUCGAGCGCCGGCAGUGUUCGACGCAGCGCGACGGGUGCUGCCUCAAGGAGGGCCAGUGCCAGGCGUGCUACUACGGCGACGAGCCGUACGACUGCAACUGCGUGUGCCUCGAGCGCGGCCUCUGCCCCUGCACGGGCUACUACCCGGCCACGGGCAAGUGCUUCAGCUGGUUCUCUCCGGACGGACAUCGUGAGGACGGCGUAGACCUUGUUGUCUUGCUGCCUGGCUGA